Messenger RNA from Vittaforma corneae ATCC 50505, 390 nucleotides. RefSeq lists its product as uncharacterized. The transcript has a single exon. Gene Ontology annotation, cellular component: COPI vesicle coat. The coding region runs from base 1 to 390 and encodes 129 amino acids. The record is from RefSeq and is a predicted model, not a curated record. Gene Ontology annotation, biological process: endoplasmic reticulum to Golgi vesicle-mediated transport; intracellular protein transport; intra-Golgi vesicle-mediated transport. Lineage: Eukaryota; Fungi; Microsporidia; Nosematidae. Gene Ontology annotation, molecular function: protein binding.
AUGGAAGUACAAACAAAGGCAAUAUUUAAAACAAGAACACCAAGGGUGAAGUGUGUUACAAGCCAUCCAAACUACCCAGAUAUUCUAGUCUGUCUCUUUACGGGGGAAAUAAGGCUGUAUGACCCAAAAACAUUUAACAUCAAAAAGUCUGCUCAGAUAUGUGAAGUACCCAUUCGCACGGCCGUGAUUGUACCGUCUAAAGAUUGCAUAUUGGUUGGAAAUGACGAGGGCUGCAUUCUUGUUGUAGAUCUGGGAAAUCUAUCAGUUAUUGAGACAGUAAAGGCGCACGAUGACUUUAUAAGAAAAAUAGUUGUAGAUGAGUGCAACCAAAGAAUAAUCACUGUUUCUGAUGACAACCGAACAAAACUAUGGAGCUUGCCGACGGAAUAG